GGGCCGCCAGAGUCCCGGGGCCGCCGGUUACUCUUCUGAGAGCCUUUCAGGAAAGCACAGGGCAGGGGGCAGAGAAGCUGGGGAGGCGGGUGGCAGGCAGGCCCAGCUUGUGUACUAGCCCAGCGACACCCACGGAAGCACCCGUGAACUAGAGAUGAUGCAACCCGGGCGCGCACGUGUGUGCAGCCCUCUGGCAUGUCUCUAUGCCCUGUGGGCACCUGUCGUGUGAGUAGCUGCGGGUGUGGCUGUUCCUGGAUGCCGUGAGUGUCAGUGAGGUUUGUGUGUCUUCGGGCCUGCCUCCCCCGUCUCCAGAGGGGGACUAAGAAGUUUAACUGAGCAGGGACACUGAGGAGAUUAAAGGAGUAGAUCUCAGAGGCGAGGCGGAGAGGGUGGGGACUGCGGGCGCAGCGGCUAGGGAAGCACCUAUUUGACCCUUCUCCCAGGCAGAAAAGCAUCUUGAAAAGGCUGGCGUGACCCAUGUGGCUCUGAAAUGUCUAGAGAGCCCCGAGCGGUGAUGAUCACAGAGUGACUGGCUCAAGGCUGAGCCUGUCUAAUUCGUGGACAAGAGGGAUGCUAGCAUUUAGAAAGGCCAGGAGGAAACUCAGGAUGGGGACCAUCUGCUCUCCCAAUCCCAGCGGGACAAAGGCGGCCUCGGAGGUCUGCAAUGCCGACUGGAUGGCCUCGCUCCCCCCUCACCUCCACAACGUCCCCCUUUCCAAUCUGGCAAUCCCAGGCUCCCAUGAUUCAUUCAGUUACUGGGUAGAUGAAAAGUCCCCCGUGGGGCCUGACCAAACCCAAGCUGUCAAACGCCUUGCCCGGAUCUCCUUGGUAAAGAAGCUAAUGAAGAAAUGGUCUGUAACUCAGAACCUGACCUUCCGGGAGCAACUGGAGGCUGGGAUCCGCUACUUUGACCUGCGUGUGUCCUCCAAGCCAGGGGACACUGACCAGGAGAUCUACUUCAUCCAUGGGCUCUUUGGCAUCAAGGUUUGGGAUGGACUGAUGGAGAUUGAUGCGUUCCUCACUCAGCACCCUCAAGAGAUCAUCUUCCUGGAUUUCAACCACUUCUAUGCCAUGGAUGAGGCCCACCACAAAUGCCUGGUUCUGCGGAUCCAGGAGGCCUUUGGGAGCAAGCUGUGCCCAGCCUGCAGUGUGGAGAGCAUGACGCUGCAAAGCCUGUGGGAGAAGAAGUGCCAGGUUCUCAUUUUCUACCACUGUCCCUUCUACAAGCAAUACCCAUUCCUGUGGCCAGGAAAGAAAAUUCCAGCACCCUGGGCAAAUACCACAAGUGUGCAGAAACUGAUCCUCUUCUUGGAGACCACCCUGAGUGAGCGAGCCCCACGUGGGGCCUUCCAUGUCUCCCAGGCCAUCCUCACCCCAAGAGUGAAGACCAUUGCCCGAGGCCUGGUGGGGGGCCUCAAGAACACACUAGUUCACAGGAAUCUCCCUGCCAUCCUUGACUGGGUGAAGACUCAAAAGCCUGGAGCCAUGGGUGUCAACAUCAUCACAUCUGACUUCGUGGACCUGGUGGACUUUGCCACAACUGUGAUUGAACUGAAUGACCUUCUAGAGGACCAAGCUCUGACUAAGUGUUGAAUUAAUGCUAUGUUUAAUUUCAUGUUGAGAUUGUUGAUCUAAGGUAGGAUUCUAGAGGGUUCCAGUUAGGAUGGCUCACUCCCAGGCAGUCAUGGUGAAGUGAGGAAGAGAAAGAGGGUCCUCCCCACCUUUCCUCACAGAGCCAUUUGGAUAGAACUCCCGGGAUUUUCAUGCAUUUCCCCAAAUGAGACUUUUAAAAACUUAAGUCUAAGGGAAGAGCACGUAUUUUAUAUGGCCAAGGUCAGGACCUACCUAGUGGCUUUUGGUCACAAAUGGAAAAAGGAAGUAUGGUUUCUAGGUUCCAUGAGCUAUGCAACAUCCUAAUCUAAUCGUCCCAACUUCCUGUUAUCUUCUGUGGGCAUUUGCGCCUGUGUGAAGGCUACAUUGGAAAGGCAUUCCUGGCCAGAAGAAUGGCAAUGGCACAUACAGGCACGGACCACCCUCUGGGAGGUCUUUGUCAUUAACCUAGAACUCUGAGGGGCUCCUAGGGAGACAAGCACUGGGCCCUCUCUUGAACUGUACAAUAUCACCACUUCUCUAUGGGAGCAAGAUGUGUUUAUAAUGGCACUCUUCAGCCACAGGCUGGCUCUGGAAGUGGUUCCCUUAAUUCUUCAUGUAAAAAGUACACACUACCCUUGGUUGGCAUCAGAAAUGUGUUUCCCUAUCUGAAAGUAUUGGUUCCUUUCAUUUCCUUUUGGGCCCUUUUCCCAUUUCCUUUUCUUUUAAAAUGAAAGGAACGGUGGUAGGGAAUCUUUUGUGCGAGGGCCGAAUAAGAGCUAAGCAUGCAUGUGUGUUGCAUGCCAGAAUUCUUUGAUUUAAUCUUGUAGCUCUCUCCCCAAAUGACUAUCAGGCAAGCACCUGCAUCAUUUUGGCACUGUCCUAUUUGUAUGAGGUCUUCACGCAGAUACCAGAAUCCCAUUUUAUGGUGGUCUGCCUGGAGCCUGAUCUGCUGCGGGUCACAAUGCUAAGCAGAAGUCUGAUUGUUCGUUACACAAUGGAGGCUGACACAGGACGUGUGGGACCGUGCAAUGCAUUACAGGAGCAAGCUCCAAGUGCGUUUGGAAUUAAUCUGCAACUCCUUGCAAACAAGACUACCUCGGGGACAUUUAGGGUGACUUGUAUAUCGUCAAGUGAGAAAGAAAAGCAAUGCUGGAACAUUUCCACCUGUUUUUCCGUUUGAUCUUUUUCCUGUGGAUUGUUCUGCCAACCAAGCAGCACUGCAUGAGAGCUUGGAAACUCAAGAGAAAAGUUUUUUUUUAAUUGAUAAGUGGUGUGUUUUUUUAUUGAUAAGAGACCUCUUUCGUUUCCUUUGCUUUGUACCUGUAUUUAUUCAUUAUUUAUUCAUAGAGUAAGUAUCUGCAGUGCUUACUGCCUCAAGAGCACUCACAUAGAUGUUUACUGGACUUUUCCUACCCAGGACGGAUGCUGCUGUGGUCUUCCACCCGUGCACUGGUUGGUGCACCUCAGGGCUGUGAAUGACCUUGUUCUUUGCUGUAGAUGUCCUACCCCACCCCCAUCUUGAUAAGGGUGGUGUAUAGGUGUGGAUGUGAUCCAGGAAACCACUGCCAAAAGCAUAGAUGUAGACCGGGACAGAGGUGAAAGGGUCAUGACAAACUACACAGGCAUUUCUGUAGAGCAUUGGCUAGGAAUAACAGCCUAGAAGAAGCAUGAGCAUGUUUUGGUACCCCUCAGCCCUAUCUGAGAAUCCCUGAGAAGGUGUCCGAUUCCCAGCUCCUAAGGAGGACUAUAAAGAGGCAAUCCUGAGUGGAGAGACUGCUGGACCCUCUCCGAGAAGUUCUCCUAUCUCUCCUUCGGUUUCCUAGUCAGACGUGCAUGCUGGCUCUAGUGGGGGUAAUCUUGGGUGAGCUAUUGAAAACACACGCAUGCCCCUCACUGCUGAUCAUCUGGCCUUUUUUUCUUCCUAAAGUAAUUUAGGCCUUGACUUUUUAAUCUCCGUAGUUCAUGGAGGCCACAGCACAAACACCUCUGGGAAUACCUGCUUUAACUUCUCCUGUUCUUGCAUACUAAUCCCUCCCAGAGGAGGUUUCCGGAAUGAUCUUGUCAAAUUUGAUGGAGCCUUCUUCUCUGCACGGAGCUUCUUUAUUGGCAUUGAAGUGUGUACCCUCAUUAUCUUAAUUUUCCUCCAAUUAUGAUACUGAGCCCCUCGGAGAAGCUCUGAAAACCUUGGCUUUUAGUUUUGUUUUUAAUUAUUGCAUUUUGUUUGUUUGGUUUGGUUCGAAUUCUCAAUUCUUUACCAGGGACUAGAUCAUUCUCCAUCUGUUAACCCUUUGUUACUUGGCAAAGAGAUACGAAGACAAAAAGAAGAGGCAUUCUGCUCUGUGUAAUCGGAGCCUCAGCUUUGCCCAGGUGCUUGGUGCUAUGUGGCUCGGUGUGAUAGCAGGUAUCUGCCCUGGAUUUGUGUUUCACUUUAAGGCUGUCGACUGUUCAGUGAAUUUUUUACUUCAUCCAUUGUCUCGGUUCUGACAUAGAUAGUUGUACUUCACUUCUGACGUCCACGUGCACCUCCGUGUUUGCAUGCAUAACACAGAAACACAGCACACUUCCAAGGCCACGUGCACAGGCCUCCUGCUCCUGUAGUGAGUGCACAUCCAAGCUCUUCCACACUGCUUUAGGGGCUCAGCCUUGUUGAUAUGGUAAAGUCUGAGAGGUAGCAGGGAGAGGCUUAUUCACAAUCUUCCCUAGGAAGUACUCCAAUCUCUGCCCUGAGACAAAAGCUUCUUAUAUGCUGUAAAGGCUGUGGCAUGUAUUCUGUUCCUUGACGACCAAGCAGAAACUCGGGUGAGCUGGACAGAAUAGCAACAGAAUAUAGGCCCCAUGUCUUAUUCUGCAAUAAUUACCAGUAAGAAUUCUGACCCAAACAUAUGACGCGUUCUUGAAAAUCCUGGGAAUCAUUCAGAUCAAAAUAAGGCUCUCAAAAUGAUUCAGAGUCGAUUUCAAGAGCAACUAGAAUGCUGGUUUACUAACUUAGAAUCUGGGCCCAUUCCUAUCUGGUUCUCCGCACCAACACAGCCAUAUUUCCUUCAUGGCCCAGACCUUUUUAGGUUUCUGUGGCGUGAAACUGUCUCAAAGCCUAAACCUAUUGAAAGUUCCAUGUAUGUUAUGGAUAGAGACAACGUUCUCAGGACUGAUCAGACAGCUCAGGGUGGACCAGAUGGAAGGAACUGACGGGUGUUGAGGAUGUGGUCUGAUAUCAUGGCAGUCUUAGAAGUCAUGCAAAAAAAAAAUUCCUUGUAUUUGCUGCUUGAUAUUUGAUAUGCAUCAUUUCCUUUAUUGCCAGGUCUAAACCCCUGAUUUUUUUUUUAGAACAGUUGAUCUAGAAUUCAAAUCCAGGAUUUUAUUUACAUGCAAAGAAAAGCACAAGAUCUGAGCAGGGUCAAUGACAAACCUUAAGAAUCUCAGGCCUUUCAUAACUUCAUGUUCACAUCUGAAAAUUUAUGUUUCUUUCCACGAAAGCAAGGAAAUGCACAUUGCAGCAUUCUGAGGUGACAUGGAGCUUUCUGGUGUGUCGGGACAGCCAUGUGGGUUGUUUUCAGUCUUACCAGUAGGAAGUAAUCCCAAAGAAACGUGAUACAACCCAGUCAUUAGCACACAGUGAAAGGUACGAAAGGUUGCUGCUUUUCUCUGAAAAGCAAAAGGGCUACAAAGUGACGUCAUUACAGAUGUUUUAUGAUGUACAUGACUGCCUAUUAAGUUCUGGGAAGCAGAACAGAAGAAUGAAAGGGUCACAGUCACGUGGUCUCUUCCCUUAGCUGAGCAACUGACCCGAGGCUAACCUGUCCUUGGUUCUUUCAUCUUUAGUAAUGUUGCCAAUCUCAGUUGAUUAGUUCAUGAUGUAUAUAAGGUCCUAGGGCUUAGAUGCCUUGCACUCUGGGCUGUACCUUUGCAAUGAUUCUUCCCUCUGUACACAUGUGCAGAGAAUAUGGUUGGGGUCAUUGUCCAAGAGUGUGGUACAGCCUGAUUGAACUUGACUAUGUAUUAUACUUUCUAGAGUCUGAAUAAUGUGUGGGGCUCAAAGAAAUAUGCCAAAAUGUAUGUUGGCCCCUGAGAGGUGGGCUUUCUCAACAUGUCAGCAGGAAUCAAUAGACACUGAGGAUAUCAGACAUCAGAGCUGACAGGAAGUUCGUUUGGUACAGCAUAGAAGAGCAUGGAUGUCCCUCUAAAUCCCAUCAUCUUCUAGUACAUCUUAACCUUCAUCCGCAGAUGCUUCCUGUAGGUGGUACCCUGGUUUCAUGACACAAUAGUGUCACCUUGGGACACAGGAGAGUGAACUGAAUGAAUAACAAGAAGUAUUGACAUAAACUUCCCCUUAAUUCCAGAUGGUUCUAAUCAGCUCUUUACUGCCCCAGGAGACCUCCUAUUUCCACAACCUUUGAAUUCCCCAACUUCCUGCUACAAACCCUGGCACUAAUGGCCAUAUGUCUGAGCUAUCCUAACUCGGAAACAACCCUACAGUGAUACUAAUGAUUUUUUUUUUUAAAAAAAGAGCAAAGUUUUAGAAACUGUUAAAAAUAUUCUGAGAUAAGGAUAUUUUGCUUUAGAUAAUGUGUUUUAGCAUCCACUCUGGCAAACUUGUUCUUAGGAUUUAUCAAACCCAUUUUAAAACAAAAUGGUUUGAAUAAACCACUUCCCUACAUUCUCUGGGGAAAUUCAGAAGCAUGGCUGUUAAGACAACUGCAUCACCAGUCUAGAGGCAUUUUCUGUCACUCUUCCGCAUUCCCUUCAUAGAGUGCUACUUCCUCCUAUCUCCCAGCAUUCCCAUCAUCUGCCAAUGACGUCAUCACAAGAGGCUGACAGAAGGUUUGCUCUGACUGUAGUGGUAGCUGUUUUUUAGCUUUCUCAAUUGCAUCCUUCUGCCUCCUGCUUCCACCCAGUCCAUAGAACUAUGCUUAAUUGGAGCCCUGAAGUUGGGACCAAUACUUAAUUCAGAUAGCACAGGCUUGUUCUCAGUGCUAAGCCCACUACAAAGCACAGCACUUUGAAAAGUCGCAUAGGCCUUCGGCAGCUCUGUACAGUUGCAAUGUCACACCUGUUUUCAGUUCAUAGCACUAAGGACGUGUCAGCUAUUGACCUAUAGUAUCAAGAUGAUCAAUCUUAGAUCAUAUUUUAGAAAUAAUAUUACCUUGCUGCUACUAAUUAUUACCCCAGUCAGUAUUCAUAAGUAUUAACUGCAGGUUGUGUAUGCAUUAUUUGUAUUGUGAGUAUACCAACUGUAAUACUUAGCCCCUCCUGAUCAGUAAUUUAAAAUCACAGAAAUUGUCAUAGUAAAAAUAAGUCUUGGUCAGUUCAGAUAAUUCGUGUAUCUGAUAAAUGCUGUAAUAGAGACUGUGUUUUAUCUUCUGUUACUUGAUUUACACUGCAACGCAUGUGGUUUGCUAAACUUAAGAAAUAAUAAUCAGUUUUACCAAUGUUAAGGUUAGGGAUAAAAUUGUGCAUAUAUGCUGCUUGAUACUCUGAAAUGUAUUUGUGGUUUGUCACCUUCAUACAUAUUUCACUUGGCUUCUUUCCCUUUAGGAAGUAAUUGUUCAAUUAUAUCUCUUUCUUCUUUCUUGUGACCUGGAUUAAAUCACAUGAUUCAACCUAAAAUAUUGUGACGCCACAAUACCUCAUUUUAACUGUGAAAAAAAUGUUAAUAGUUCUGAUCAUAUGAUGCAUUUCCUUGUGUUGGAUUUGAGCCACUUAUCAAGGUUUAAUCUUAGUAAUAAACAUGAAUCUUUAAUAGCCGUGA
Molecule: messenger RNA, 7339 nt
Organism: Microtus oregoni (creeping vole)
Lineage: Eukaryota; Metazoa; Chordata; Mammalia; Rodentia; Cricetidae
Gene: Plcxd2
Product: phosphatidylinositol specific phospholipase C X domain containing 2
Exons: 4
Coding region: 571-1593 (340 amino acids)
Biological process (GO): lipid metabolic process
Molecular function (GO): phosphoric diester hydrolase activity
Source: RefSeq, a predicted model, not a curated record